AAUUUUAUGAACAUGGUAUAACUGUGUUUGACUUGGUCUGACCCAAACCCUGUAGAGAACCUUUGGAGUCUUGUCAAGGAUGAGGAAAAUCAGGAUAGAAGUGGAUAUGUGGUCCCCACCAAAAGCCACUUCAGUUUACCGUUUUUGAGGUGGAAAAUUAGUGAUAAUACUCCAACCUUAAGUGUUGUGGCCACUUUUCUUGAAUUUUGUAAAUCAUAAGUUCUGCCAAUUUAGUUUUUCUUUGAGCUGUUGGAAUAUACUUGCAUUAGUUUAGAACCAAAAUCUGUAAUUAAUAUAGUCAAUGGUUUGUUUAACAGGUGGUUUGUUUCUUGAACACACGUUUUGAACUUGUAACAUCAGAUUAAGUCAACAUUAACUUUCAUCUAAUUUGUGAAAGAUUUGUAGUUAUUGUUUUGUCCAUAUUUUUAUGGAAAAAGCUACAUAUAAUUUUUUUAAACAAUCAAGUCAGAAGUGUGUUCAAGACACUAACUACCUGUUCCCAGCCCCUCGGCCUUUUCAAUAAAACUUUGGUUUUGGAUCUUAGAAAGCUGCGACGCUAAGUCUGAGCUCAAACUUAUAGCAGCUUCUUGUCUUUAGUUCUCGUUUGUGAGCUUAGGUGAGAGCUGGAACGUCAACAGACCAGAAACUUGAUCUAAGAAUUCAUCACUCUGGUAGAAAAUAUCAAAACACUUUAACUCUUCCCCACCUUGAGGCGACAUUUCAACCCUAACCUGGAGGGAAUAGUCCACCCACUUCUGUCUGCCGCAGUACAAGCCAAAAAUGUCUGUCAGGUUGAGCCGACAUGGCGGAUCACACGGACGUCAGCUUGUCGCCGGAAGAGCGAGUCCGCGCUCUGACCAAAAGGGGCAGCUCGGUGGAAGUCAACGACGACGUCCCGCCGCGACGCUACUUCCGCUCCGGCAUGGAGAUGAUCCGAAUGGCCCACAUCUACACCGAAGAGGGAAACAUCGAACACGCCUUCGUACUUUAUAAUAAAUAUAUUACGCUUUUUAUUGAAAAACUUCCCAAACAUCGGGAUUACAAGACGGCAAACAUCCCAGAGAAAAAGGACACAGUUAAGAAACUCAAAGAUGUGGCGUUUCCUCAAGCAGAGGUUCUCAAACAGGCUCUUUUAAAAAGAUUUGAACAUGAAUAUGCGCAGUAUCUGGUCAAAAAGAAAGCGGAGGAGGAGACCCUGGCGCUGGAGCAGUCCAGGCAGCGUGCGCUGGACGCCGAGCGGGAACGCGUCGCCGUAAUGCAGCGGCGGCAGCGGGAGCAGGAGCAGUUCAGUGCCUUCGAGGAGAUGAUCCGUCGCCAGGAGCUGGAGAAGGAGCGUCAGCGAGUGCUUCUGGAGUUCGCCACGCCGUCCGCGCCUCCCGCCGACACGCCCCUCAUUCCUGGCAUCCAGGGCCCGCCGUUGGUGUCCCCCACCAUCCCGUUGAGCCCCAGCGAUUUCGGCGCCAACGACUAUCAGCACCAUCAGCCCGCUGCUACGCCGGGCACGCCCGCGGCCGGACCGCCCAGCUUUGACCGCUCGCUCAAACCCGGGUCUCUGGUCAGCCCCGGGAACAACAGUGAGUUAAUCAUUUCUUUUCCCCAAGCUUCUUUAGUUUCUGUUUAAACUAAAGAUGCUCUGAUCCGAUAUUAUUAUCUGUAGAGGUCCUGACAUCUACAGGACAUCUACAGAUUGACAUCUGUAGAUGGGACAACUACUGACAUUGAAAAAAAUUAUAGAACGAGCUUCACGACAAGAGGGUUUCAUAUAGGUAAAUUGUCCCAGAAGUUAUUGUGAUUAACAAUAAUGUUCUUUGGAGACCAUUUUUAAGU
Molecule: messenger RNA, 1827 nt
Organism: Poecilia reticulata (guppy)
Lineage: Eukaryota; Metazoa; Chordata; Actinopteri; Cyprinodontiformes; Poeciliidae
Source: RefSeq, a predicted model, not a curated record